Aplysia californica (California sea hare) is the source of this 1235-nucleotide messenger RNA. RefSeq names its product solute carrier organic anion transporter family member 74D. Gene Ontology annotation, cellular component: membrane. The annotation marks the transcript as partial. The record is from RefSeq and is a predicted model, not a curated record. The transcript has 4 exons. Lineage: Eukaryota; Metazoa; Mollusca; Gastropoda; Aplysiida; Aplysiidae. Gene Ontology annotation, biological process: transmembrane transport; sodium-independent organic anion transport.
CGCACACCGCUACUCCAGUCACGGGAGGGAGCGACCCCCUGCACUGCACUGCACUGUCCACCGCAACAACUACCACCAACACUAAUAGCACCAACAAUACCACCACCAACGACAACAACACCUUCACCUACACUGGCAGCAGCAGCAGCAGCAGCAGCAGCAACAACAGCUCCGUCGCCGCGUCGUUGGAAGUGAGGAGAGGUGGGGCACAGGGGAAUUCUUCGUCUUCGUCUUUGGCCGGUGCCUCGUGACGCUCCCCCCGACACAUGAUUACAAUACAAGGGACAUACAUACACGUGAUUUUUUGUUUUCUGGCUUCUAGAAAAAGGCGCGGCUCAACGUGUCUCUCACUUUGUGCAGUUUUCGACAGAGAUGCUCACAUCAAUCUGAAAACACUUGGAACACCUUGAUUACUUUUCCAAACCUCGCACAAAAGCUUGGCAACAUAAUUUCUGUGCAUUUAGAAACAGAAAGUCUCGACUACACCUGUUUGCAGUAAAUAGGUGCGCGCAGAAACUUCAUAAUUCUGCAGACGUUUGAUUUAUAUUACGGAUUUCUGUCUGGAAAUUCAAAAUUCGUUUUCUUACUCUGUCCUGAACAUCAGAACGUGUGAUUCUGCGUGUAUUCCAUUCCUGGCUGCGAGAAAAGACUCAGACUGUUCAAGAUGAGCUCGUCCAAGCCAAAUGUCAAGGUCAAGCCGCCAGCGGAGAAGGACGCGGGUGACCUUGACCAUGACCUUGACCUGGAGGCCCCGGAUGUGUCCGACACCAGCUGCGGGAUGUACAAGUGUCACCCAAGGGUCAUGCAGCCGUGCGCCAGCAUUGGCUGCUUCACGGGUAUCUACAGCUUCGCCGGUCUCAUGACGUCAACACUUUCCAUUUACGUGAACUCACAGGUGACCACCCUAGAGCGACAGUUCGGCUUCAACUCUCACCAGACCGGCAUCAUAAUGGCCGCCAACGACAUUGGUUAUCUCGCCUGCGUCCUUUUCGUCAGCUACUCGGCCUCUCGUCUCCACAUUCCAAGAUCUUUAGGUUACGCUACCAUGAUGUUCGGCCUCUCGGGGCUGGUGUGCUGCAUUCCUCACUUCCUGUACGGAGCCAGAUACAGCGUGGCCGCCAUGACCGGAAGUGACAAUGUGACGUCAGAAGUCACGGAAAGCACGUCCAAAAAGGAUUCGAUAUACGGGGACCUGUGUAAUCUCAGGAAUAUCACGGACAAUAGUUGUGCAGCUC